Molecule: messenger RNA, 642 nt
Organism: Halichondria panicea
Lineage: Eukaryota; Metazoa; Porifera; Demospongiae; Suberitida; Halichondriidae
Exons: 3
Coding region: 1-555 (184 amino acids)
Biological process (GO): gamma-aminobutyric acid signaling pathway; G protein-coupled receptor signaling pathway
Cellular component (GO): membrane; G protein-coupled receptor heterodimeric complex
Molecular function (GO): G protein-coupled GABA receptor activity
Source: RefSeq, a predicted model, not a curated record
AUGGCCGUCAAGACAAGAAAGGUCCAAAUAAAAGGUCUAAAUGAUGCUAAGUACAUCGCAGCAAUUGUAUAUAUUUCAAGCUUCCAGUUCUUAAUCCAUAUAAUUGUAACUUUCACACUGGGAAAUAAAGUCGACACUUUCCCUGCUGUUUUAACUAUGUUCGUCUUAUUGGGAACAAUGGCACUCCAAGGACUGCUAUUCAUUCCUAAGAUGUUGAUUUUGUACCGAGAUCCGGAGGGUAACCACAUCUUCAGCGUAAACGACCCCCUUGGCAAAGUAGCUCCACUCUCAACCAUCUUUGUGAAUGACAUUGGGAGAUCAGACUGCAAAGAAUGCCAAGAGUUGAAGGCCAGAGUGAAGAAGCUGGAACAAACUAUUGUUGAGAAGCGUCAGAGGGAGAGAUCUGACAAGAAUCGCAACGUGACUACCACUUUCUGUCGUCAUGACCACGGUGAGGAACACUCUGAGGACAUGUCAUUUGACGAGUUGGAAGGGACGCUGGAAGUGAGCUGGGCAGAUGAUGGCUCCACAUUUCAUAUUGGUCAUCGAGUGUAGUCAAAAAGGGAUUUUGAAAAUUAAUUUUAUAAUUAUUAGUUGCAGUAUAAGAGCUAUGAUUAGUUUGAUUGGACCCUAACUGGAUCU